Messenger RNA from Nasonia vitripennis (jewel wasp), 979 nucleotides. It is a transcript of the gene Smn, whose product is annotated as survival of motor neuron protein. Bases 162 to 914 code for a protein of 250 amino acids. Gene Ontology annotation, molecular function: RNA binding. Gene Ontology annotation, biological process: mRNA processing. The record is from RefSeq and is a predicted model, not a curated record. The transcript has 6 exons. Lineage: Eukaryota; Metazoa; Arthropoda; Insecta; Hymenoptera; Pteromalidae. Gene Ontology annotation, cellular component: cytoplasm; nucleus.
CGAGUCACUACUGUGCGAGCAACGUUAUCAAUGUUGUCUGUUUUUUGUCUCUCUGUAGGUUUUGGUUAUGAUUAGUUUAUAUCAAAAGAUGUUGAUUUAAAAGUAGAGACAGUCAUUAAUGUUCUUCUGAAUAUAAGUGGACAACAUGGCAGAAGACGAUAAUGUGUUAUUUGUCAGAGGAGGUGGUAAUUCGUUUUUAUUUUAUAGCAUCUGACGAUGUUUGGGAUGACUCCGCUCUCGUAAAGGCUUAUGAUAAGGCAGUUAAUUUGGCAAAAGAAGAGGUUUUUAAACGGAUAGGUCUAAAGAGUGAAAAUAAUGGUGCUAAACAUAAGAAACCGCAAUCUCAGAAGCCAGCUCGGCAAGCUCAGAAGGCUCAAACGACUCAAAAAAAAUGGGUUAUUGGAUCUCCUUGCCGAGCAGUAUACUCAGAAGAUGGUGAACUGUAUGAAGCAGUAAUCAAAGAAAUUUUUGAAAAUACAGGAAAAUGUGUGGUCAAAUUUAUAGGAUAUAACAACACAGAAACUGUGGAACUGUCUUCUCUUCUCGAAUCAGAAGGUCUGCAAAGUCAAAUUGCGCAAAAGAAAGAAGCAAUAUCAACAGAAUCAAAUGUCAAUUCCAUGGAUUUUGAGGAAGCUUCUAAGAUGAAUGGCGUUGCAGGGAAUCAAAUGGACUGUGAAAGUGAUGAAUUUCAUUCUUUGAAGAACAUGUACGUCCCUGGGCCUUCAUUCGAUCCUGCCAUGGGUUCUAUGCCUCCUGCUCCACCACUGCCACCACAACUUAUGGCUCGUUUGCCUGAGAAUGAUGCCGAUGCUUUGUCAAGCAUGUUAAUGUCCUGGUACAUAAGCGGUUUCCACACAGGGUAUUAUCAUGGUUUGAAGCAAGCUCAGAGUAAUCAACAUCGAAGGAAAACUUAAAAUUUUAUUUUUCAUGUAAAGUAUCCAUAAGUUAAUUUUUAAUUAAAUUACUUUUUAUACAAAAA